UAAAAGAAGAGAAGAAGAAGCGCGCCGAUUCGAGUCCCGCCAGAAAGCUCGUGUUGCACGAGGACGCCGUCCAGUCCGCGCAGCAUGUCCCGCGUCCUCAACGGCAUCGUGGCGGUGUGUCCUGACCUGGGCAUCGGUUGCCAUGGAAACCUGCCCUGGCAUCCCCUCAGACUCAGUAACGAAUUCAAACACUUCCGGAGGAUGACGGCGACGGCCUCCGUGAAAGACAAGCAGAACGUGGUGAUCAUGGGGAGAAAAACGUGGUUUUCCAUCCCGGAGAAGAACAGACCGCUGAACAACCGGAUCAACAUCGUCCUCAGCAGGGAGCUCAAAGCGCCCCCUGCAGGAGCACACCACCUGGCACCAGACUUCAGCUCGGCCCUCAGGCUGGUCGACACGGAGCUGGCAGAGCAGGCGGACCAGGUCUGGGUGAUAGGGGGCAGCUCUCUGUACAAGGAGCUGCUGGAGAGCCCGGGGACCAGGAGACUGUUUGUCACGCGGAUCCUGAAGCAGUUUGAGUGUGACACAUUCCUCCCGGAAAUCUGUCCGGACAGAUAUCGUCUGCUGCCAGAGUUUCCAGGAGUACCAGAAGAGCUCCAGGAGGAGAAUGGUGUCCAGUACAGAUUUGAAGUCUAUGAGAGCAUUGAUGUAUGAUAAAUAAAACAAGCACAAUGUAAAGUCUGGA
Molecule: messenger RNA, 685 nt
Organism: Gasterosteus aculeatus aculeatus (three-spined stickleback)
Lineage: Eukaryota; Metazoa; Chordata; Actinopteri; Perciformes; Gasterosteidae
Gene: dhfr
Product: dihydrofolate reductase
Biological process (GO): dihydrofolate metabolic process; folic acid metabolic process; tetrahydrofolate biosynthetic process
Cellular component (GO): mitochondrion
Molecular function (GO): NADP binding; dihydrofolate reductase activity
Source: RefSeq, a predicted model, not a curated record